UUUAUGCACUCACCGUUAAUUUUAAUUUCACUGUCGGUAGUAAAUUACAUCAUUUUGUGGAUAAGAAAGACGGCAACACACAAUUUACACAUUAACAACUCUAGAGAGAGAUAAAGAAGCCAUUUUUGCUUUUCUUCGUCGUCUUCAUCGUUUUUUAUUUAUAAGAAGCAGGAACGGGAAAAGGGGGAUUGAGAGAUCUGGGCGGAGAUGGCGAAGAAGGAUUGCGAGCUUUGCUGUAAGGCGGCCAGGAUGUUCUGCGAGUCGGAUCAGGCCAGUCUCUGCUGGGAAUGCGACGAGAAGGUUCACGCCGCGAAUUUUUUGGUCGCCAAGCACUCAAGGACGCUGCUCUGCCAUGUCUGCCGCUCUCCGACGCCGUGGAGAGCCGCCGGACCGCGCCUCGGACCGACUGUCUCCGUCUGCCACGCCUGCGCGCUGCAAGGGGAAACUCCGCCGCCGGACGGAAAUGAAGACGCCUCCGAUUCCAGGGAGAGGGAGAGCGAGAUCGACGGCGAAGUAAUUUAUAGCGACAGUGAAGGAGACGAAGAAGAAGAAGAAGAAGAAGAAGAAGAAGAGGAUGAAGAUGAAGAAGAGAUGGAGGAAGACGGAGAGAAUCAAGUAGUGCCUUGGUCCGCCGCCGUCUUCGAUUCGCCGCCGCCGCAGGCGAGUUCUUCCGGCAGCGAUGAGAAUGUGUCGAUUUCGGCUUCUUCUUCCAAGAGAUCGCGCGAAAACUACCCUCACGAGUCUUCUGAGGAUGAAGAAGGAUGCUGUUCAUCACAGGAUACAUACUCCAAAUUACUCUGCACCGCCGAAUCGGCGGUUGAGGAAUCCCCCGGCGGUUUCUCAAGACCAUUAAAAACUCGUAGAACCGGAACACCGCCGCCGGCGGAAGCAUCCGGAGAGCCGUCGCCGGCGGAGGGGACGCCGGCCAUUGUAGAAAAGCUGCGCAGAUUCCAGCGAGAAAUCGGCGCAGAAGGCGCCGCCGCCGCCGACACAGCAACCAUCGUCCUCAGCCUCAGCAAGUUCACCAGAGAUGAGUAAUUUUUUUCUUCAAAAAAUCUGCAGACUUAAACCCCAUUAAUUACAGUUUUUUUUGUUAUUUGUUUGUUCAGGUAAUUAUUCCAUCUAAUCUCAUCCAAAUUUGAAAAUAACGAACAGAGUUGAUUAAUUCAUGGCGUGUUUCUUCAUUUUCUUCCCUCAACUUUAAUGGUUUGGUUGAGCUUUGCCCUAAAAUGGAAUAAAGCGUCUGCAUCACGAAUUCAA
Andrographis paniculata is the source of this 1260-nucleotide messenger RNA. RefSeq names its product zinc finger protein CONSTANS-LIKE 9-like. The record is from RefSeq and is a predicted model, not a curated record. NCBI's taxonomy places the organism in Eukaryota, Viridiplantae, Streptophyta, Magnoliopsida, Lamiales, Acanthaceae. Gene Ontology annotation, molecular function: zinc ion binding. Bases 208 to 1038 code for a protein of 276 amino acids. The transcript has 2 exons.